This is a messenger RNA of Choloepus didactylus (southern two-toed sloth), 4886 nucleotides long. RefSeq names its product cysteine and serine rich nuclear protein 1 (gene CSRNP1). The transcript has 4 exons. The record is from RefSeq and is a predicted model, not a curated record. NCBI's taxonomy places the organism in Eukaryota, Metazoa, Chordata, Mammalia, Pilosa, Megalonychidae. Bases 1851 to 3725 code for a protein of 624 amino acids. Gene Ontology annotation, biological process: regulation of transcription by RNA polymerase II. Gene Ontology annotation, cellular component: nucleus. Gene Ontology annotation, molecular function: sequence-specific DNA binding; DNA-binding transcription factor activity, RNA polymerase II-specific.
GGUUCGAUUUGGGGCCUGUGGAAUUCGUGCUUCCAGGGGACAGCCGGGGGAGAUACUGAGUGGGCAUGUGGCAUGGGGAGACUCAGGCCAGGGUGUGUGGUGAGGGAGCAUUCAGCACCUGUGGAAGCAUCUGGAGCUUGGGAGAGGAUAGGGUCUCUCAGUAGGACUGAGGCCAGAGGCAGGACACGGGGACGGUGUUUGUCCAUGUGUGUUUACGUGGGCCUGAGUCUCUGUGGUCUGGGUGUGUGCACUCCCCCCUCUGGGUCAUGAGUUCCCGCAUCUCCUGGAAGAGCCUGCAGGUCAGGUGGGAGCCGGUUGUUUUUGUUUGUGGUUUGACCCUGAGGGGAGGGAGGCGUGCCAAGACCUAGAAACUAGAAGAAACUAGAAGCCCCCGGAAGCACCUGUGUGUCCUGCUCCCUAGGGUGCGGGGUGGGGGACUGGCAAGGGACGGGAGGCUGUCCCUGGACGAAUAUUCCCCAGCUAGUCGGUUUUCAGCACACCCUGGAGGAUACAGGCUGGGAGCUUCAUGGGGGACUUGGGAAAGGAGUGUUUAGAAAGGACACCUGAGUAGGAGAAAGACCGGGACACCCUUCUGGUUGGUUUUUCCUGUUCUUUGUCAUUUCCUGUGAUGGCAGGAGGGGGGAGGGGCUCCCCAGCACCAAGGCUUCUGUUUGCUUUGUUUCCCCUUCCUCCUGGUGACCACCCAGACGCUCCGCCAGCCUGUGUGUGGCAGGACAAGCAGAGACAAGGUAGCCCUUAGUAUUGCAUCCUUUGGGGAUGGCUCAAUUCUUAUUCUGUCCCCUCCACUUGAAUGAGGCCAGCCAGGCCGUGGGAAUCUCCCUAAACUGGUUGUAUUUCCACUGAGGUCUGAGACCCUCAAAGGGGUGAUGCUGCGCUGGGUUUUUGGGAGCCCCAAACCACAAAGCUAUAGACAGGAGAGACGUGGAAGUUCAUCUUGGAUGGUCAGUUUCACUGGAAGCAUUUUUACCAGGAAAAAAUAAUUUCAUAAGCAAGUUAAUUCAAACAGUUAAUUAGAUAUUGGAAUAAAAGGCAACAGUGUAUGUGAAUUUGUAGAUCAAACAGGAGACUCUGAAGAGCCCUAAAGCCUGAGCACCUCAGGUUCACAUAAUCAGGCCUAGAGGCAGGGGACUUCUCUCCUGCUGGGGUGGGGAUUUCUGAGGGAAAGUCUGAGAAGCUCCAUCCCAGAGGGCAGGGGAGGAGCUCAGGAAAGUCCUGACUCUGGGAAUUGGGCUCUAGCCCUGCGGUCGUCAUGGCCAGUCCGUUUCCCAGAGUGUCCUGGUCCGCGGACUGGGGACUGGGGAGCGAGAGCCCGCGGCUGCCUGUGUGCGCAAGGCGGCGUGUCUGUGGGUGUGCUGGGGGGGAGGGGGGUGCAGAGGCGCUGUAAGAGGGCAGAGACCAUAGGCGCGGACGGCCUCACACACACAAAGGCACACAGAUGCGAGCGGGUGUGAAUCACCCAGCCAGUGAGUCAGCCCCCAGGAUUCCUGUUGGGGAAUGAGCGAGCGAGGCCGGGCCGAGAUCUGUCAGUCCAUCUGCCUGUCUGCCUGCCUCCUGCCCUGGCUGGCCACCUGUGUGUGUGCCUGUAGGUGGGUUGUUGGAGGCAGUGGGGAAGGGGCCUGGCGGUUUCCUGGGGAGGCUUUGGGGCAGAGGUAGCAGUGGUCUGAAAAUACCAGAACGUGGGUUUGCACACUGGUUUGGAGGGAGGGAGGUGCUGUGUCUUGCGCAAAGAAGCCUCCUGGAGGCCAUGCCCCCUCCACGGAGAGCACGGCAGGCGGGUGUUGGAGGGCCCAGGGGCGGGUCUGUGACACCUUGGAAGGGAACGGGGAUGAAUGCACCCACCUUCUGCCCUCAGUCAGGGCCUGCUGCUGCUGGCCUGCCACCUAGAGCCCUCUCGUUUCUCUUCCAGGCUGUCUGUCCCCACACCUGAGAGGGCCCUCCACGCCACCAUGACCGGGCUGCUGAAGAGGAAAUUUGACCAGCUGGAUGACGAUGACUCCUCGUUCUCUUCCUCCUCUGGCUGCCACUCUCGCUCCUGCUCCCCGAGCUCCUCAGCCUCCCCUGCCUGGGACUCGGACGAGGAGCACCCCUGGGAUCAGAAGCCCCUGCCUGGCCGUGACUUCUUUGGUCCCCGAGAUUUCACCCCCCUGCCCAUCCUGAAGCGAGCUCCCCGGAAGCGCCCAGGCCGCAUUGCCUUCGAUGGCGUCACCGUCUUCUAUUUCCCUCGGUGCCAGGGCUUCACCAGUGUGCCCAGCCGUGGUGGCUGCACUCUGGGCAUGGCCCCACACCACAGUGCCUGCCGCCGCUUCUCCUUGGCCGAGUUCACAAAGGAGCAGGCCCGGGCACGGCGAGAAAAGCUCCGCCUGCGCUUAAAGGAGGAGAAGCUGGAGGCAUUGAGAUGGAAGCUCUCAGUAGCCGGGGUGCCCGAAGCAGAGGCAGGCCAGCCGCUCACAGUGGAUGCCAUCGAUGACGCCUCUGUGGAGGAGGACUUGGCUGUGGCCAUGGCUGCCGGCCAAUUGGGGGAAGGAACCUUCCUCCAGCCCUACCCAGCCCGGCAACGGCGGGCUCUGCUGCGAGCUGCAGGAGUGCGAAGGGUGGAUCGUGAGGAGAAGCGGGAGCUGCAGGCGCUGCGCCGGUCCCGUGAAGAUUGUGGCUGUCGCUGCGACAAGGUCUGUGAUCCCGAGACCUGCAGCUGCAGCCUGGCAGGCAUCAAGUGCCAGAUGGAUCACACGGCAUUCCCCUGUGGUUGCUGCAGGGACGGCUGUGAGAACCCCAAGGGCCGUGUGGAAUUUAAUCAGGCUCGUGUUCAGACCCAUUUCAUCCACACACUUACCCGCCUGCAGCUGGAGCAGGGGGCGGAGAGCCUUGUGGAGCUGGAGGUCCCUGCCCAAGGCAGCCCACCCAGCCCCGGUGAACGGGCCCUGGCCCCCACUUUCCCACUGGCCAAGCCCCCCAUAGCCAGCGAACUGGGAGACAACAGCUGCAGCAGUGACAUGACUGAUUCCUCCAUGGCAUCCUCCUCGGCAUCGGGCACUAGCGAAGUCCCCGGUGAUCCUGCCCACCCAGCCCUGCCUGGCCCUGGCUUCCAGCCUGGGGUGGAUGAUGACAGCCUGGCGCGGAUCCUGAGUUUCAGUGACUCUGACCUCGGAGGAGAGGAGGAGGAAGAGGAAGGGGGUGUGGGGAGUCUGGACAACCUCAGCUGCUUCCACCCAGCUGACAUCUUUGGUACUGGUGACCUGGGUGGCCUGACCAGCUGGACCCACAGCUAUUCUGGCUCUAGCCUCACGUCAGGCAUCCUGGAUGAAAAUGCCAACCUGGAUGCCAGCUGCUUCCUGAACGAUGGCCUGGAAGGGUCAAGAGAAAGUAGUCUCCCUGGCACCCUUGUGCCGCCCAGUGUGGAUGCUGGCCAGAGCAGCUCAGUGGACCCAAGCUUGUCUUCCUGCGACUCCUUUGAGCUGCUCCAGGCCCUGCCGGACUAUAGCCUGGGGCCCCUCUACACCUCCUGGAAGGCAUCUGACAACCUGGACAACCUUGAGACACCCCACUUCCCCUUGCCCAGCUUCUCUCCGUCUGGGGACAGCAGCCCUUGCUUCCUGGAGUCCCUCGUGGGCUUUGAGCCAGCUGCUGAGGCCCUAGCUCCCUUUAUCGACAGCCAGCUAUUUGAGGAUACCACCCCGGCCUCUCUGAUGGAACCUGUGCCCGUGUAAGGCCUAGGAUGCCUUUUCCUGGUCCCAGGAGCCCUGUUGCUGCUUUGUUUGUAAUUUGGGGGCUCCCUGGGGUCUAUAUGUAAACGGUCUCCCUUGGCUAGCUCAUGCACUAUGUCAUGGGCAACACUCUGAAUUUAUUUAUUUAUUUUUUUAACUCACUCUGCUGGUGAGAGGGCUGGGGCUGGGGGGCUUCCUUUUCCAGCCACCCUGUUCCCUGCACCCACACAGUGUUCUUCCGACCUCCACAGUGUGCGCCAGGGAGAGAAGAAACUGGUUCCCUUGGAGCUUUACAGACCCCUUUUUGGGCUUUGCAUCAUGUUUCUUAGCCCAAAGACAGCAAGAAAGGGCUGGAAUUGGCCACUUCUUUUGGCUACUUCCACUGCUCUGAGCCCUCGACUAAGGCUAAGUCCUCUGGACUGUGAAGACUGUAAUUUAUUUCUGUAAUUUAUUUGGAGACUGAGGCGGCUUUGGCCUCUGCUCUCUAGCUGGUGGGCAGCCUGGGGUUGGGGCAGGGCACAGACCUUUGUGAGUCCCUUUUGCCUUGCAGCUCUUUGGUGUAGACCAGGUAUGGAUUCGAGCCCUAGGAUGUACCGUGUCAGCUGCCUGGCCAGGGACAGAGUUUGGGCAGGGGGAGGGGCUGGGCUGACCAACCAUGACCAAAACCCCCUCCUGCCCUACCCAGCCCCCUCUGCUUCCUGCCCUUUGUCCCAUUCCCCUCCCCACCAAAGGCUACAGCCUUUAUUCCAGAUUCUGUGUAAGAGGGGAAAGCAGAAGGCCCAGAGAGGGCAAGGGGUUUGCCUCAGGGCACAAAGUAUGCCCCUCCUAUCUCAGGGCUUUCUGGGCACCAUGCUCCAGCCUGGUCCAGCUGCUCAUGCGCUGAGGCCAGUUGGCCAAGGGUGAGGGCUGGCUCCUUAGGGUUUUAAUGCCCUUCCUUUGCCAAUGCUGAGUUUUGCAUCAUCAUUUCUAUGUUGUCCCUGAGUGUUAGAACUAUAAUUUAUUCAUUUUUUUUUUUCUGUGUCUGUGCCAAGAAGUCCAGGCUCUGGGCCUGCCCUGUCACCUCUGCCCUUGUCCCCUUGCCCAGGAGGCCUUGGCAUCCUGUGUGCUUGUGGGGACACCUUGUAUCUGAGCUUACAGGUACCAGUAAAGAGGCUCUAUUUUUAA